UGGAACAAGUUCCUGUGGAGCCCUAUUACAUUCCACUGUCUCAAGCUGAGGUGCUGCAGACGGGCAAUGAUGUGACGCUGGUUGCCUGGGGGACUCAGGUGCAUGUGAUCAAAGAGGUUGCAGCAAUGGCUCAAGAAAACCUUGGUGUGUCUUGUGAAGUUAUUGAUCUGAGGACCAUCUUACCCUGGGAUGCAGAGACGGUUUGCAAGUCAGUGGUGAAGACAGGGCGAUUGCUGAUUAGCCAUGAGGCGCCUUUGACGGGAGGUUUUGCAUCUGAAAUCAGUUCCACAGUUCAGGAGGAGUGCUUUUUGAAUUUAGAGGCUCCUAUUUCAAGAGUGUGUGGCUACGACACUCCCUUCCCUCACAUCUUUGAGCCUUUCUACAUCCCAGACAAAUGGAAAUGCUAUGAUGCACUUCGAAAAAUGAUUAACUACUGAGAAGUAAUACAGAGAUGAGAAGAACAGGGAAAUACAGAAGCCUUCUUCAAAAUUCUUGGUUUAUUCAGAGCUUUUGGUUUGGGAAUUUGUAAAGCACUCAGAAGUUUUCACUGAAGUCAACUA
Messenger RNA from Tinamus guttatus (white-throated tinamou), 560 nucleotides. NCBI's taxonomy places the organism in Eukaryota, Metazoa, Chordata, Aves, Tinamiformes, Tinamidae. The record is from RefSeq and is a predicted model, not a curated record.